Molecule: messenger RNA, 2883 nt
Organism: Daphnia magna
Lineage: Eukaryota; Metazoa; Arthropoda; Branchiopoda; Diplostraca; Daphniidae
Product: RING finger protein 145
Exons: 6
Coding region: 233-2542 (769 amino acids)
Cellular component (GO): endomembrane system; endoplasmic reticulum
Molecular function (GO): ubiquitin protein ligase activity
Source: RefSeq, a predicted model, not a curated record
UCGUCUGCUCUAUGUAGGAAGACAAACAAGAAGCAGAAAGUUUAUGUUUUAUUGUGCUUCCUGUUUGCGCCUGGUUUUUGUGUAUUACCUUGUACUUUUUAGGGUUACAGAAAAAUUUUCUGUUCCCAAUAGAAACGUCUCAUCAGUAAAAAAUCAGUUAGAAUCGGAUGGAUGACUAGUCUUUGUGAAUAUCAAUUUCUUUAGUGCAUCAACCACCACCAGCUGCAGCAAUAUGUUUUCCACCAGCAAUUGGCCGGCCAUAGAUUUAACUUUUAAAGGCGAACAUUUUGAGAACUUCGCAUCUGUCGUUCUACGCGUUCCAGGCUUAAUGUUAAUUGACCAAUGGAGUCACAUCAGCUCAGACCGUCUCUGGCCACAGACCGCAGAAGUUAUGGAUAAAUGCUAUGCAUUCAUUUUUCAUCUAAUGUUGAUUCAUGGACUUGUAAUACUAAUUGUACCACUACCAAAACUGGUCACCAUUUACAUGCAUUAUUUGAGUUUGGCUGCAUUAACUGGAGCAUCACUUUUGUCAAGACAUUUUGUUUUGAUUGAGUUACAAGAUUUGGAUAAAGAUGCCACCUUCCAUAAAUCCACCGGUGUUUCAAUGACACCACCAACAACUCAACUUCCUUCAGUAAUAAAUUUCAGCCCUGAAUAUGCACUGAAAUUUGCACGCGAAUUCCGUCCUCCAGGAAUAAGCUCUGAGGUACCAGCUUACCAAUUCGCAGAGCGCACUCUUAUCGGCAUUGGUCUAAUUGUCGACUCAAUGGAAAUGGAUCUAGAAUGUUUCAGUCUUUUGCAUCAGUUAGCCGUCUUAUCUGUUCAACUGUUCAUCGUCUCUUGCGUCAACUUUUUUCUAGACGUUGAAUCGAAUAUUAAGCGGGCAUUUUUGGCCAUUUACUGUUUGCCGAUCGUCAUCCGUCUGUCGGGUUUCGCCCAAUCCGAUCUACUCCUCGUUCAUAAUUUUGCAACAGCUGCCAUAAUCCUUGCCGCUAUUUACUACGUUCUUUCCUGCGUUCCCGCUAUUCUAGGUGAACUAAAGUUUUUGUAUUUGUAUGCAGCCCACGAAAUCGAAGCUCUAAGCCUACCGCAUUUGGCUAUGGAUAUCUGUUCACGUCUGUUCGUUCCCAGUCAAUUUUUCGUGUUUUGGUUGGGCCAUUGUAUCAACCAACUUCAUGCUUUACUCAUUCAUCCUGACCUAGUUGCGAACUCUGGGGUUUAUUCAGACGAGUGGUACAUGGUUUUCCUUUGCGCUAUUUCCCAAAUUUGCGAUUCGCCACUGACGCUGGCAAGUACUUGCGUCGCCAUGUCUUACGCAUCUUCGAUAGGCCAAGCGGGCAUCAAAAUAUUCAUUCUUAACUAUCAAGCUUAUGCAGCGGAGCAAAAUCCUCAUGCUGGGUUGACAGAAGGCCUUACGAUGGCGUUAUUGGCCGCCCAAACGGGCCUAAUCCGUAUCAAGAUGCCGCAGCGUUUGGCGAUUUUUUCAAUCAUAUUAUUUGUUGUGGUAGCAUCUUUGAUUCAGUCCGUAUAUGAAACAACGGAGCCAAUGUUAUUAGCACUUUCAGCUAACAAGGAUCGGCACAUUAUGCGUCACGUCAGAAUCUUGUUGCUGUGUGUUUUCCUGUUCGCUUUCCCUCUCUACAUGACAUUCAUCUUGUGUUACAUCUUUGACCUUAACUUUUGGACUUUGGUGGUCAUCUCCACUUGUGUCAUGACAUCUGUGCAGGUUGUUGGAUUAUUGGUGAUCUACUGUCUCUUCCUUUACGAUUCAACCCGCGAGGACGCAUGGGAAGCGCUCGACGACAUUAUAUACUACACCCGAGCUGUAGUUCGAUGUCUGGAAUUUAUGGUCGCCCUAUUCGUCGUAUGCGCUGGCUUCCACGAAUCCUUAGUUGGCCAAUGGUCUUGGUCCAACAGUGUCGUCCUGGUUGUCCAUUGUUAUUUCAAUGUUUGGCAGCGCUUACAGACCGGUUGGAUCUCCUUCCUACGCCGACGGGAAGCUGUCAAACACAUAAACGCUUUGCCAUCUGCCAGCCAAGAACAGCUGGCUGUCCACAACGAUGUUUGCGCGAUCUGCUAUCAAACUAUGAAUCUUGUUGGAACUGUACGCGUCACUCGCUGUAGACAUUUUUUCCAUGGCAAUUGUCUUCGAAAAUGGCUCUAUGUUCAAGAGAAGUGCCCAAUGUGUUCUGCGGCCAUUACGUUAACUCAAGCCGAAGAAUCAUCAGCAGAUGCCGCUGAAGCACCUCUAAGCGAAGCCAAUAAAACGUCUAGCCAAGAUCGCAAAGUUCAUUUCUCAUUUGCGGAGAAUCAAAGCAGCGGCAACAGCGAAUCAAACGACGUAGCCGAGGAGACUGAAGAUGGAGCGUCGCCAAGUCAGAAUAUAGCUGCGGCCUCUCCUUCCGGAACCUUCCCUCAAAAUCAAAAUUUCGAUACUCUUUUACACGCGGCCCAACAAGAUGUGCGGCAAGCUAAGUUGCGAGGAGCUCAGGCUCGCCAUUCACGCAGCAAAAGCGAAAGUGUUGCCCGAAUUCUAGAAUAGAAAUGUAAUGAAUAACCUUGGGUCGUCGUGAAAUGUGGAAAAGUUUCCACAAUCUUUGUUGAAUGUUUGUUGUGCCAAAAACAAACGAUCGCGUGUUUGCAUACCAGAAUAAUUGACUCGUACGGAUAAUCUUCUUUCCGAAUUGUUCACGCGUAAUUGUGCUACUUAAGAUGUCGGUUUCUUGACAAUUUUUCCUUGAGAUUCUCAUGCUGUUUUUUUUUUCUCCAAUCCUAGUUUUAGCCAUCAGUAUGGCUAUCAAUUAAUUUGAAUUUUGUGAUGAGGAAGGGAUGUGAUUUUUUCUUCAAUGUAUCGCAAUACAAGUCAGUGUCUAUAACAUCAAA